GGGGGUGAGGCGCUGAAAGCCCACGGUGGGCGCUGUGUCUCCGCAGGGGAGUGAAUGCCCAAACCAAGAACGGUGCCACGCCCCUGUACCUGGCGUGCCAGGAGGGCCACCUGGAGGUGACGCAGUACCUGGUGCAGGAAUGCGGCGCGGACCCGCACGCGCGCGCCCACGACGGCAUGACCCCACUGCACGCCGCGGCGCAGAUGGGCCACAGCCCGGUCAUCGUGUGGUUGGUGAGCUGCACCGACGUGAGCCUGUCGGAGCAGGACAAAGACGGCGCCACCGCCACGCACUUCGCGGCGAGCCGCGGCCACAGCAAGGUGCUCAGCUGGCUGCUGCUGCACGGCGGGGAGAUCUCGGCUGACCUGUGGGGCGGGACCGCGCUGUACGACGCCGCCGAGAACGGGGAGCUAGGGUGCUGCCAGAUCCUGGUAGUGAACGGCGCGGAGCUGGAAGUCCGCGACCGCGACGGGUACGCGGCCGCUGACCUGUCGGACUUCAACGGCCACAGCCACUGCACCCACUGCCUGCGCACGGUGGAGAACCUGAGCAUGGAGCACUGCGUGCUCUCCCGGGAUCCAUCCGUGGAGCUGGAGGCGAAGCAGCCGGAUUCAGGCAUGUCCUCACCCAACACCACGGUGUCGGUCCAGCCUCUGAACUUUGACCUCAGCUCGCCCACCAGCACCCUCUCCAACUACGACUCCUGCUCCUCCAGCCACUCCAGCAUCAAGGGCCAGCACCCUCCACGUGGGCUUUCCAGCACUAGAGCUGCAGACAUACAGAGCUACAUGGACAUGCUGAACCCAGAGCUGGGCCUGCCUUGGGGCACGAUUGGGAAGCCCAUACCCCCACCACCCCCACCCAGCUUCCCCCCGCCACCCCCGCCCCCAGGCACCCAACUGCCCCCACCCCCACCUAGCUACCCAUCUCCCAAGCCUCCUGUGGGACCACAGGCAGCUGACAUCUACAUGCAGACCAAGAACAAACUCCGCCACGUGGAGACAGAGGCCCUCAAGAAGGAGCCGAGCUCCUGCGACGGCCACGACGGGCUACGGAGGCAGGACUCCAGCCGCAAGCCCCGCGCUUUCAGCAAGCAGCCCAGCACGGGGGACUACUACCGGCAGCUGGGCCGCUGCCCCGGCGAGACGCUGGUCGCACGCCCGGGCAUGGCGCACCGCGAGGAGGCGGAACUCCCUGGGAACCACGUGCCUAACGGCUGCGCCGCGGACCCCAAGGCGUCCAGGGAGCAGCAGCUGCCGCCGCCGCCGCCGCCGCCGCCCCUGCCCGAGGCCGCGACUUCGCCGCCGCCGGUCCCGCCUCUGCCCCUCGAGGGCGCUGGCCCUGGCUGCGGGCAGCGCCGCUCCUCCUCGCCCACCGGCAAAGUGAGAGUCCUGAGGCACAGGAAGAGCACCAAGUCUUUCAACGUGAUGUUCCCGAUGGGCGACAACUCGGAGCUACUGGCUGAGAUUAAGGCAGGCAAGAGCCUGAAGCCGACGCCACAGAGCAAGGGGCUGACCACAGUGUUCUCAGGCAGCAGGCAGCCGGCCUUCCAGCCCGAUUGGCCGCUGCCGUCUGUGUCACCUGCACUGUUACCAGUCCGGAGCCCCACACCGCCAGCUGCGGGGUUUCAGCCGCUGCUCAACGGAAGCUUGGUUCCGGUGCCGCCCACUACUCCUGCGCCGGGGGUGCAGCUGGACGUGGAGGCGCUCAUCCCCACGCACGAUGAGCAGGGCCGUCCCAAGCCCGAGUGGAAGCGCCAGGAGGAGGAGGAGGCCCGGCUGGCCAGCAUGCCCGCCUGGAGGUGGGACCUCCUGCGGAAGAAGCUGGAAGAAGAGAGGAAGCAGAAGCGUUGGAGAACCAGUCCCAGCCUUGUGACACUGGGCCCAAUCAGCGUUUAGCCCACCAGGGUCCACCCAGCACCUGCGCUCCCAGCUGUCACAAUGCAAACAACGCUAUCAAGAUCUCCAGGAGAAGCUGCUGCUAUCAGAAGCCACUGUCUUUGCUCAGGCGAACGAGCUGGAGAAAUACAGAGUUAUACUUAGUGAACCCUUGCUGAAGCAGGACAGUAAACAGGUCCAGGUGGACCUCCAGGACCUGGGCUACGAGACUUGUGGCCAAAGCAAGAAUGAGGCUGAACAGGAGGAAACCACCAGUCCCGGACUACAACCAUAGGGCCACCCACCACAUUGAAAACCAGAAGAGCAUUUUGCUGCCGCCGAGCGUGGACGCAGGCGGAUCUCCGAAGAGCUGGGUCGCCAGCCUCUCCCGCGCACGUUGCCUGGCCUCCAGCACCUACUUGGUCCCGCGCGCUCCCUCGUGUCGCCCCUCGGAGCAGCAGCCGCCGCGGUCGCCGCUACCCGGAAAGAAGUCAGAGACGCCGCGAGGUCGCCGCCACCGCCAUGCCCAAGAAUAAAGGUAAAGGAGGUAAAAAUAGACGCAGGGGUAAGAAUGAGAAUGAAUCUGAAAAAAGAGAACUGGUAUUCAAAGAGGAUGGUCAGGAGUAUGCUCAGGUAAUCAAAAUGUUGGGAAAUGGACGGCUAGAAGCAAUGUGUUUCGAUGGUGUAAAGAGGUUAUGUCACAUCAGAGGAAAAUUGAGAAAAAAGGUUUGGAUAAAUACCUCGGACAUUAUUUUGGUUGGUCUCCGAGACUACCAGGAUAACAAAGCUGAUGUAAUUUUAAAAUACAAUGCAGACGAAGCUAGAAGUCUGAAGGCAUACGGCGAGCUUCCAGAGCAUGCUAAAAUCAAUGAAACUGAUACAUUUGGUCCUGGAGAUGAUGAUGAAAUUCAGUUUGAUGACAUUGGAGAUGAUGAUGAAGAUAUUGAUGACAUCUAAAUUGAACUCAACAUUUUACAUUCCAUCUUUUCUGAAGAUUGUCCUACAAUUUGGAUUUUGAUCAUGACAAAGAAGAUUAAAAUUUCAUUAGCAUGAAUGCAAUUUGUUAAAGCAGACUGAUUUGUUUCUAAGAUAUUUUUGGUUUUUUUAAAACUGAUAAUAAUGCUGAAUUAUCUUAAGUGAGAUGUUAAGCCCACUUUGUUCUUUUAAUGUAAUGGAGCUUAUGGGUAGAAGACCAUGUCUACUAAUUACAAAAAAAAAAAAAAAACCAUGCAUUGCUGCUUUUCCUACCACUUCCAGUAAGAAAAUGGGUGUUUUGAAGAAAUCAUUUGCCUUGUCCUCACGGAAUCUGAUUAAGCCCUGGCCUCUUGAUUGUAUAGAGUCAUUGUGUAUAUUCCAGUUACCUAGAUAUUCCCUUGAGAUUUUGAUACAAUUUGAGGGAGGCAGAAGUCUGCAUUUGAAGAAAAAAAAUAAGUCUGUUUGUCAUAUUUAAGUAGCCUGUGGCUAUUUUUAUACUGAUUUUGAUAUCAUGUUCUUUUCAUAGUCGUAUUUUGCCACCGUAAACAUAAAAAAAAAAAAAAAAGAUUUCCAAAAUGCCGUUUUCAGAACCUGG
Homo sapiens (human) is the source of this 3447-nucleotide messenger RNA. Its product is annotated as espin-like. The transcript is spliced from 15 exons. NCBI's taxonomy places the organism in Eukaryota, Metazoa, Chordata, Mammalia, Primates, Hominidae. The coding region runs from base 177 to 1898 and encodes 573 amino acids. The record is from RefSeq and is a predicted model, not a curated record.